CAGAACCUGCGUUUGCUGGUGAAUGACACCAACUUGGGCAAGGCCGGCAUAGGGCUUUAUCCGAGAUCCUCUGCCAUGGUUCCCCAACCCCGUGCCACUCCCUCCUCUGUCCGGGCUGAUGCUAGCAAGGGAAAGCAGAUCGUUGGUGAGGAUCAUGGCCAAAAGAGGCCCAAGGCUGAACCUGCUGGGGAUGAACGCCCCCCCAAGAAGUCUCGCCACGGGGAAGGGUCCUCCAAGGCCGUGGUGGUCCUUGAUGGGUCUGAUAAUGAGGCUGCCUCUCCUCCUAAGCCGCCCCCAAACCCCUGCCGGGCCAGGGCUCGAGCGAUCCUACUCCGUCCGGUUCUGAGGAUUCGUUUUCUGAUAUCAUUGAGUUCUCCGUGUUGGGCCCCCGUGCGGAGUCAAAGAGGUUGUUCGGGCAGACGACCUCUUCGAUUUGGUGUUCCCUGGGGUUGAAACUCCCUCGGGAUUUCGCUGCUCGUGACAACGCGGUGGACCUUCAUGAGUGCGGCCUUAGCACGCUCAACAAGGCCGCCAUCUAUUUAUGCAAGGCGCUGUUUGCUUAUGAAGCUCAGGAGCGUGCUUCCGCCCAGGUGCGUUGUGAAGCCGAUGAUCUGGUGAAGAAGGCCAAGGAGCGCCUGCACCAGAUGCAGCAGGAUUUGAACGCUGCCCUGGGGCUUGCUAGGGGAAGCACGUCACUUCAGGAGACGGUGAGGAAACAAGUCGAGGAGCUGCAGCUGCUUCGUGACAAGGUGGCUGCCGUGGAGAAGUCCGACGUGCAGCUUCGCCAGGUUGGUACGGAUGGGGUCGUUCCUGUUUUUGAGGCUGAUGUUUCCAAGAUCAAGGAGGCUGGCUCUAUUGAG
Messenger RNA from Cuscuta europaea, 860 nucleotides. Lineage: Eukaryota; Viridiplantae; Streptophyta; Magnoliopsida; Solanales; Convolvulaceae. The record is from the annotation of a GenBank genome assembly.